This is a messenger RNA of Callithrix jacchus (white-tufted-ear marmoset), 4900 nucleotides long. It is a transcript of the gene BCL7A, whose product is annotated as BAF chromatin remodeling complex subunit BCL7A. NCBI's taxonomy places the organism in Eukaryota, Metazoa, Chordata, Mammalia, Primates, Cebidae. The record is from RefSeq and is a predicted model, not a curated record.
ACCCUCAGGGGAAACUGGUCUAGAGUAGCGACAGCUACAACCUUGUUGUAUGUUCAGGGCUGCAACCUUGACCAUUCCCGGGACUCAGUUUCCCCAGCUGUGAAAUGGCAGGCCCAGGGCAUGACAUUCGGGCCACUCUCAGUCUCCCACUUCAUUUCAGGCGCGCGUUAGCUCUGGUCCAGCCGGUUCCGAUGCAGCUGAAGACCAAGGUGCGGCACCCAGGUUACCCUGAUCAUCGCAGAUUCCUCUCCGGGGCUCUGUUCUGAGGCCUCAAAAGUCCUCCUUGUAGAUGGGACCAGUCCCUUGUACCCGCUAGGGUCGUUUCGGCAGCAGCAGCGCCUGGUCUCAGUCUGGUACUGAAGUCAGGAGUGGCUUAAGGGGAAAUUGUGGUCCUCUGGUGAACCCGAGCGAAGACCCUCUCGCUUUAUUUCUGAGAUAAAGCGGGGGCAGGAGGAAGAGUCCCUGUUACGAUGCUGAUCAUCAUCGAGCUUUUCCUGAGCUCGAUGAAAUUCUUUAGGUCGCAUGAUCGAGAGUCUCUCGUGGUCUGCCUGGCCCCAGGCACCUUCCUACGAACCCGGUGUUCCAAAAGGACAAGGCCUGGGGCAGGCGACGUCCUAGCUCGCAUUCGAACAGGGCCGCGGGCCAGCAGAGACGCGCGAUGCCCAACUCUUUCCGAGAGCACCUCGCGUCCCGAACCGGCGCCUUCAACUCGGGGAAGUCAAGAGUCCGGCAAGAAACUUGACCGCACCCGCCGCCGCGCUCCAGGCCCAGGCAGGGGCUGCUGAGCCGGCUCCCCAGGAAACGUGCUCCAGCGCCCCCGCAGACCGGCGGCCUCCCGGGGACCCCUCGGCACCUGCGGCCUCCGAGGAAGGGUCCGCGCGCACUUCAAGCCCGCCCCCGCCGCGCGCCCGGAGCCGCCUCCCUGGGAGAGCGUCCGGGGCGUCCCCCCUGGGGGCGCGGGAGGCCCGGGGGCGCUGCCCGGUGGCCGCCGCGCCCGGAGGCCGCACCGCCGGCGGCGGCAGCAGCGCGGCUCCCCCUGCUCCGUGCAGCUGCCGCCCGGCGCUUGCGCACUGGGCCCAGCGCGCGGCGGCCCCAGGCUUUGUGUGUGUGUGUGUGAGUGUGUGUGUGAGUGUGUGUGUGAGUGUGUGCGUGUGAGAGUGCGAGUGUCUGUGCGCCAGUGAGUGAGCGGCGGGCGGGCGCGAGUGUGGCCGCCGCGGAGCGCGAGCAGGACCCGGCGGGCGCGCUCCCCAGCCUCCGUCUCCCCGCCGGAACCAUGUCGGGCAGGUCGGUUCGAGCCGAGACCAGGAGCCGGGCCAAAGAUGAUAUCAAGAGGGUCAUGGCGGCGAUCGAGAAAGUGCGCAAAUGGGAGAAGAAAUGGGUGACUGUUGGUGACACGUCUCUACGAAUCUACAAAUGGGUCCCUGUGACGGAGCCCAAGGUUGAUGAUAAAAACAAGAAUAAGAAAAAAGGCAAGGACGAGAAGUGCGGCUCAGAGGUGACCACUCCGGAGAACAGUUCCUCCCCAGGGAUGAUGGACAUGCACGUGGAACUCAGCUCCAGCCUGGAUGCGUUCAUUCAGAACGUCUUGGCAGUCACGCCUCACGGACCAUGCCGUGUCUUCCAUAUUGCUUCCCAGAUACACAAGGCAUCUGAUGAUAACAGCAACCAGAGCUCCAUCGCGGAUGCCUCCCCCAUCAAACAAGAGAACAGCAGCAACUCCAGCCCCGCUCCGGAGCCCAACGCAGCUGUGCCCAGCGAUGGCACUGAGGCCAAGGCAGACGAGGCCCAGGCUGAUGGGAAGGAGCACCCAGGAGCUGAAGACGCUUCUGAUGAGCAGAACUCACAGUCCUCGAUGGAACAUUCAAUGAACAGCUCAGAGAAAGUAGACCGGCAGCAGUCUGGAGACACGGGUCUGGCCACAGAGACGUCUGCAAUCUCUCAGGUACCUCGCUCGAGGUCUCAGAGGGGCAGCCAGAUCGGCCGUGAGCCCGUUGGGUUGUUGGGGGAUCUGGAAGGAGUGCCACCCUCUAAAAAGAUGAAACUAGAGGCCUCUCAACAAAACUCGGAAGAGAUGUAGACAUUGCUUGAAAGCCUCCGAUCCAUGUUUCAUGGAAGGUACAUCAGCAAUUAAUUCUAGAGCAACUUUGCCCGAGCGAUUCCUCUUGGGUACGAACAGAACUACUAACGUUUCAAGUUUACCAAGUGCAAAUCCAAGAAGACCCAGAACGGCGGAACUUCUCAGACACUGAAGAACUCUCUGCUGUGAAGCAAAACCCUCAAACCUUUAAGGGACCGUCCUUGGGGAGGCGGUGGGGCGGCAGCUCAGGAGUGUCUGCACACUGCUCGGAAGCCAGGAUCCCAUUUGUGUUGCUGCUGUAUUUUUUCCCACUUCUCUAUGUAACGAUAUAAGCUAUUGGAGGGUGGUACCGAUCAGGAACGCUUUCCGGCGGGGCUUUUCACUGUUCAACCAAUUCCUUCCGCUUUCUUUUUUUGUGCCUUGUGCCCUUGAGGUGACCUCUGGCAUGUAUCCUGGUGGAUUUUGCAUCUCCCCUCUGCAAAGUGCCCUCGUGGUUUGGUUCGGGAGGCAGCUGCCAUCCUUCUCACCGCUCUCCUCCCUGCCCCAGGACUUGAUCGGAGCAGGCAGGGUGGAGGAGGGGAGCUCCUUAGCCCACCUGGUUUUCAGGUGCACGGGACCUUAUGCACGCCCCAAGCAUCAGGCACCAGGGCCCAAGGACGCGCAGGUGCCAGGCAUAGUCCCCAAGGGCUCUGCACCUUGGUCCAGGCUGGGUACCCACUGUGCCCUCCCUUCCUUGGGGCCUUUAGGGCUCGGCAUCUCCGAGCCUAGAUGGACAUGCAAAGCCCUUGGAAUUUUCUGGCACUUCCUCUCUCUUGCCCUCACCCCCACCCCCACCCCAUCACUGCUUUCUCCCAGACCUCUGGAUACAAAAUGGCUUCUCUGGCUGACUGCAGGCUGUCUCCUGAAGGCACUGAGUAUGCCGGGGAGGCUGGGAGCUGGCGGCAGGAUUAGCUGGUGCUGAACUUUCUCUCAUAGGACGUCGCCUGGAUUUCAAAUCCACAGUCACCUGUUGCCCUCCGCCUCCCCUGAUGCCCCAGCCCACGCCCCAAGAGGCAGGAUCACAGCGGUCAGAAUCCACGUGCUUUCCCAUUCGUAGGCUGUUCUGACUCUCAGAGCCAACAGCUGGACCAUGUCUCAUCCCCAGAACGUGCCGUCGGUCCCCACCGGGGAGUGGGCCUUGAUGGCUGGGCCUUGAAGGCCACAAACAAGGCGUUGAGGAAUUGGAAAGAUUUGCACACCCUCCAGAAAGGAGAGAUGGUCUCCCCUCCCUCCCACCCCACACCUGCGCUGGCUCGGCUUCCUCUCACCCAAUGGGACGCCCCGAGGACGAACUGCCUAAUCGUUUGGUUCUGAGGCCUGGUUUGCUCUUAAUGAAUAUAUGGACUCCUCAGACCUUAAACCUUUUCCUAAGCUUUCUUUACUGCACUGGAGUUCUGACUCCCUUUGAGUUGUGUGUUACUGGGGGGGUGGGGGUUGCGGGUUUUGUUUUCUGGGGCUAAUUGGUGCAUAUUCAGGUACCACCUUGAUGUGUGGCUCUUUCUCCUGACCAUCACGGGAAGUGUCUGCCGGAUUCCAUUUUCUAAGAGUUUCUGAGGGUGAGGCUCUUAUUUUUUUUAAGGGAUCCUGUCUAUUUCCUGCACUUCAAGAAGAAUCAAAAUGUUCCUGAAUUUCAAAUACCUCAUGCAAAAUGUCUCCUGAAAUAAGGGAAAAAAAAAAAAAAAAAAAAAACAACUUUGAAAAUCUUAAUGUUGAAGUGAGCAAUGCCGAAAGGUUUCUGUCUUAAAAAGAAAAUUCCUGUACUUAUCCCUUUUGCCCCGUAGGCGGUUAGUUUUGUUGAGAACUGCGUACCUGAUGCGGUUCCUCUCCAUGCAUCUCAAGGCGGCGUGACCUCCAGAUCCCGUGGAGUCACGUUGUCUUUGCAGCGAAACUCCAUCUUGGUGAGAGAUGAAUUUGGAUAUUUAUUUCCUUUUCUUUUUUGGGAAAUGAGAGGCUACAACCAAGACAGCUGAAGGAGAAUGAAACAGACACAUCCACAGACACAGGCGUAGGUGGCCCUGCCGCUUGCCGCGGCCUCUCUGGACUGGUAAGGGGAGUUGGCGCAGGUGAGGACUCAGACGACGUCCACCGUCCCCAGGCUGUCACUAGUUUUUCUCUGAAGUGCCUGAAGGUAGGAAUGGGCCGGCGAUCGGGACCAGCUGGGCCCCGCCACGGCCACGCCAGGCAAAGCGCCAGCAGCCCUGCACUCCACGCUGGCCAAGAAGGCCUUCCACGCAGAAUGACGAGACUGCAAAAAUCCCAUGUGCUUCCUUCCCUGGCGCAGCCGCUCCUCCGAGCCGCUGCCCCCCACCCACCCUGCACCCCUCGCCCUUCCCCCACCACAGAAUCUAAGACCUUUCAGCUUCGAGCCAGGGGCGGGGGAUCCCCAGCAAAAGCCUUCCGUGGACAUCAGGCCCCGUGGCCUCAAGGGCUCCCAGGGCAAACCUAAUUCCCCUCAAAACUUGAAGUCGGGGAAGCUGCGGCUACACAUUCCACAAGUGCUGGCACUUACACCCACAACCCGGAAGGCUGUGGGCCGAUUCCUCUAGGGCGGUGACCUCCCAUUAGCAAACGGUGUCAUGGUUUGGAAUGUUCAUUAUCGCUGAGGACCUGAUUAGAGGGGUAAAGACCUUUUUUCACCGUUACCUAAUUUUCCCCCCCCUCAAUAUUUUUUUUUUGGUGUGUUGUACAGCAGUAUAAUUUUUCACUUAUUUAUUCCAUCAGUAGAUAUGGUUUGUACAAUGUACAAUGGUUUCAUUUCAGAAAAUAAAAAUUUCAAAUCCUGAA